AUCGAUACUAUGACCUAUGUCACUCAUUGAGCGCAGUAUAUAAAUAUUUGAUCCUUCGCGUUUAUUAAGAACAAAGAAGGCACCAGAACAUCGAUUAUCAUGUCUACAGGAACAGGAUUUAAUAUAGACCGUCUGAGAAGUCCAUACGAAAACAAGUCCGAGUGGGAAAUGCGUAAGGAGUUCCUAGAAGCCCAUCAAGGAUCUUUCCCUGUACAUCGUCUUCUUUGUUUAUCAAAUUGCUACAUCAACUCCAGACUAUAUGGUUGUCGCUACCCUUUGGCCACAAUGAAGGAACUUGAGGCCCUGUCUAUCGGUCUCAUACUAACAAACACUGACAAAAUCAUGGGGGUCCAAAAAGUUCAGUUUGUGAAAGAGAAAAAAGAGUCAAAAAUGGCGAAAAUUAAUUUUGUCAAGGCAUCAGAGGACAUAACAGUGAAACAAGAGUGUGACAGAGUUUCUAUUCAAAUAUUGGAUAAUGUGACAACAAAAAAUAGUGUUACUGACAACAAUUUUAUCAUUUCAACAAGUACCACAAAAUCCAGCACUCUAAACACUACAGAACACAACACUAUAAGUACAACAAAACCUGACAUUCCGAGUACAACGAAUCCCAUCACUCCAAGUACAACAAAGCCCCAAACGCUAAACACAACAAUACCCUGCAUUGCUAGCACAAUGAUAUCCAGCUCUCCAAGCACAACAACACUCAGCACUUCAAGUACAACAACAGCCAACACUGUAAGCUUAAAAACACUGUUAACUAGAACAUCAGUGAAAAGUAAUUUUGCCUCCCACUGUGAACCUAAGCCGGUGACACAUCCUCCUCCAAAACUCAAACGAAACACACAGGCUGAGAUUGCUUUAUCAACAAAAAAUGAUAUGGUUGAUUGUAUAUCUGUUGAUAUGACACCUGUAGAACAACAAAUAUUUGAUUUAGCCAAAGUGUUGGAAGAAUUAUUGAAAAAAGAUGUCAAUCAUUUACCGAAAGAUUUCCUUCCCAUUGCUGCAAUUAAAAAUAAAUCAGUUUUCACAUACAAGUACAAGGAGCUGCCUGCACCAAAGGGACUACAUAAAUUUGUAUGUUGUGUUACAUUUGACUCAGUAGAAUUAGCAGAAGGAGAGGGAGGCAGCAAAAAGAAAGCCAGACACAACAGUAUAGAGGUGGCUGGCAAUAAACUUUGUAAAAAAUUCCUAAAAGUUGUUAAGCUUAAUCCAGAGACACAAGUUCUAAAGACCUCAGAUGAUUACUUUCCAUCAGCCUGGAGCUUACAUGAAGAGAUUCCAUCCAACAAUUCUGCAAUGAUUCACAAGGAAUCAAAUGCAGUAAAUUUAGCAAGGUCUAAAAAACGAAAAUUCUCAGAAACAUCCAAUGACCUUUCCAGGUUUCUUCUUAUUGAACCUAAAGAAACGACUUCAACUGACAAUGCAAAAGCCAUCCUCCAGCGUAGUGCAGACUUUAACAAAGCUAUUUUGGAAUAUGAAUAUCAUGAUGAGGGAACAGGGGUGCGAUGUCGUGUGAUACUUGAAGGACACGUCUUGGUGGACUGUUUUGGCACUGGUCGCUUAACAGUAAAAAAUGCAGCAGCAGAAAAAGCAUUGGAAGGGCUCAAACAAAUGUGCUGGACAAUCAAAGUGAAACAGGCAGUUGAUUCAGACGAGGCAGGCUUGAGUCGUGAUGAAAUCUUUGGUGAAAUUCAGGCACAGGUUAAAGCAAUACCAGAAGACAACAAAGGGAGACAACUGCUAAUGAAGAUGGGCUGGACAGGUGGGGGUGUAGGAGCUGAAGGCAAUAAGGGACUUGAAGUGCCAGUAGCAGAAGAAUUAUCUAAAAAUCAGGUGAUAUGUCGUGCGGGGCUAGGAUCCAGAAACUCCUCAGAAAAAGAAUUUAGAAAUAAAGUGGUAGAGGCAUUGGAGAUUUAUACAAAAUCGGGAAAACAGGAGGAUUUGAUGUUCACAGCAGAUUUUACGAAAGAUGAAAGAGCAUACAUCCAUCAGCAAGCACAAAAGCUUGGGCUUAAAACUCAAAGUCGAGGCUCUGGUGAGGCUCGCUAUCUGACUGUUAGCCGGAGACGGUCAGCGUUCCAAUUAUUUAAUCAUUUAUUAGAAGAGGGUGGAUCCACAGCCAAGUAUGAGCUUGUAGCUCCAGGACAGAGCUCCAAAAUUGAAUCAAUCGUCAUCUCAUGAGUAGAACAACAGAAUGAUAUGUGUACAUUUUAUCAGUAGAGCACUUGUAGUGUGCUCUGUAUCUAAAUAAUUCAAGGCAACAUCUUGAUAUCACCUGAAGUUGAUAUAAUUUUCUUACUGGAAAAAGUGCUUUUUGGAAUGGACGGAGGUCUUCUUUAUUACCAUAAUUUUUAUCAUGUUUUCAUAGAAUUAUCAUGGUGAAAACACUAUAGACACAUUUAAUAGUUAUAUCUAAGUAAUGUUUCAAUGUCUCUUUAGUUUUAUGUUAGGAUGUCAGAAGGAGCAAUUACUUAUAUAUUUUCUUUUGUUUUUAUGUCUUUUGUGUUUUAUUUCCUUGCUUGUUUCGAUAGACCACAAACAACACAGAUAUUGUGAAAAGGAAGAUGACUGUGCACUUUUCUUUAAGUCCUUCAAAUUUAGUUUUUAAAUCACCUGAUGUUGAGAACACCCUCAUGAAACAUUUAAAAUCUAGAUAACUUUAUUCUGCUAAAAGAAAUACAUAAUCAUCUAAGUGUCGGGCAAGUUAAGUUACUGAAAUUUCUGCAUUGAACAGAUGUAGCUUUGAUUUCACCAUGUUUCAUUUUGAGAUUGAAAUAAACAAUUUUUUUUUUGUAACACUCUUGUAGGUAUGAACACAAAUUUGUAUCUGUACCGCAUGAAGUUUUGUUAUUGAGGACACGGAUAUUUUCACUUCCUUGUGCAAUCAUACUGGUUUUACUAGGAAUAAAAACAAUUAACAAAGGACAAGUGAAUUUGUAUUUCACUACAUUUAAGAUUUGUAGUUAUCAGUGAUCUGAAUACUUAGGCAUUUCCUUAUGGUGUGAUCAGACAUCAUUUCUGAAACAGUCCAACAACAUAUAAAUGAUGUGUUAUUCAGGUCUGGACAAUCAGGAUCAAAAAGAUUUGUACAUGUAUGGUUAACCCCAGGUAUACAAUUAUGAGUGUUCAUAUGGACAAGCAAGAUAUUUAAAUGUUAUUAUGAAUAUCCAUGUGCAUAGUUAAAAUAGCAUGAAGAAAGGUUUCAGUUUUAAUUAGCAACUUAACAUGCACAUUUCUAUAUUCAAAUCCCUACCAAAUCGAUUUUCUCUUGCCCUAAUUCAGAGUGAUCACUUUUUUUACUUUGUAACUCUGCCUGCAAUAGACUGCUGGACUAGAGAGAACUUUUCUUGCUUGAUUAGUUGAACUUAAGACUGGUAAGCCAGAUGUUCCCUGUUCAAAUCCUAGCAGAGGCAUCAAAAUAAAAAAGUGAACUCUGUAAUAACUGUAUUUUUCAACGAAUGCAUCAACAUUUUACAAAAAUGUUGAGUAGGAGUUGGUUCCAAAGUCAGGUUCAAUGACAGUGGCUCUAUAUGUACCAUAUUUUAAGGAAAUUGUCAACUGUCAUCACUUUCGCAACAAUAGAUUUUGAUGGAUUUGUAAGUAAAGGUUAAGUAAAAGUAUAUAUCAAAAGAGUUACACUUAUGAUCUUUAGAGUCAGGUUCAAAUCACUUUUUUUAAGGAAUACUUUAAAAAAUUCUGUGUCAGAACUCCAGUAACUUCCUUUUCUUAUGAAUUAAAAUGGAACAGUUUACAAAAUAACUACAUAUAGAAUAAACUUUUGAUACGUUUUGUUCAGGAAUCAAUGGUCAUUUCAAGGUUACUUAUUCUAUUUUUUUUUUAAAUAGUUCAUGAUAUGCAGAUGUUGUUAAACCAUACCACCAUACUGGGUAGGACUUCUAAUGUUAACCACAGUACAUUGCUAGGUACUUGUAUCAGUUAUAACUGACCUAUGUUCAUCAGAGUUAAUGUUUUCCUAAACAAAAGAUGUGAAGUUUUACGUUAUCCAGGUGAGCAUUACAGGUCCUGUG
This is a messenger RNA of Ylistrum balloti, 4031 nucleotides long. RefSeq lists its product as uncharacterized. The record is from RefSeq and is a predicted model, not a curated record. Gene Ontology annotation, molecular function: nucleic acid binding. The coding region runs from base 100 to 2184 and encodes 694 amino acids. NCBI's taxonomy places the organism in Eukaryota, Metazoa, Mollusca, Bivalvia, Pectinida, Pectinidae. The transcript is spliced from 2 exons.